AUGGGUUCAAACAGCGGUAGAGUCACCAAGCUCCCUCUAGUUCCCCUGGCCAAGGGCUCCGUCCUGCUGCCAGGCGUGACCCUGCGCAUUCCCGUCUCCAACCGUCCCGACCUAACCAACCUACUGUCCUCCCUGGUCGACCGGCCCAAGCGCGAUGGCAACUCGAUCACAUUCGGAUGUAUUCCCCCUCAGCUCCCCGGCGAAAAUUCCGAUGACGAGAGAAAGGAGGACUAUGACUCGAUCGAUGCGGGCCAGGCGCGCAAGGAUGACCUGUUCCGCCACGGCGCCGUGGGCAAGGUGAUUGGCGUUCAACGCCGCGCCUAUGCCGAACCUUUCCUGCUGGUUCAAGGCUCUCAACGCUUUACUGUGAAGAAGGUCCUAAAGGACCGACCGUAUUUUGAGGCAGAGGUCCUCAUCCAUGAGGAGAAUAACUCAUCCGUUCAGGGCGACUCGGAGGCUGCUGAUCUCUUCCAUCAAUUGAGGCAGUUGUCCCGUGAGCUCCUGACUCUAUUGCGCCUAUCGUCGUUGCUGUCGGCGGCCUCAACUCGCCUGUCGCCAUUGGUGGCAAGGAAAUUUGAACUCUACAUAUCAAAGACAGACUUAGCCCAGGCUGGAAAGCUUGCAGAUUUCAUGGCAGAUGUCUCUGAUGCAAGCUUCGAAGAGAAAUUGCGGAUACUGGCCUCUUUCGAUGUGAAGGAGCGACUGGAGCGUGUCGUGGAAAUUCUUUCCCGCCAAGCCCAGCACAUCAAGAGCAGCGUGAAGGUGACAUCGAUCUCCACGACAUCAUUCCCGCCCAACUCCAAUCUCGAUGUUAGCAACAUUGACCCGCGAGAGCGUGAGCUGCUUGCCAGGCGUGCGAUGCAAGGUCUGUCAGGCCUGUCGCCCCCUGGGCCCGGCGGACGUGGCGGCGAUGAAGAGAAGGAGCCGAAUGAGAUUGAUGAGCUACAGCAGAAACUCAACGACGCGGAGUUGAGCCUCGAGGCUCAGAAGAUUGCGGACAAGGAAAUGAAGCGCCUGCGCAAGAUGAACCCUGCGAAUGCCGAAUACGGCGUUUGCCGCACUUAUCUGGAGAACCUUGCAGAGAUUCCGUGGUCCAAGGUUACCGCUGAUCAACUUGGCCCGGAUACCUUGAAGCGUGCCCGGCAGCAACUGGACGAGGACCACUACGGUCUGGAGCGCAUUAAGAAGAGGCUGUUGGAGUACUUGGCCGUGUUGCGCCUGAAGCAGUCAACCAACAAUGAUGUUCAACGCCAGAUUACUGGCUUGUCUCAAGAAUUGGACGCUUCAUCUGCUGGAGACCUUGAAAAGGACAUUCCUUUGCUCUCCGAAACCGAUCGAGUUGCCCUGGAGACCCGACUCGAGAUCUUGAAGUCUAAGCGCAUGACUGACAAGUCCCCGAUUCUGCUCCUGGUCGGUCCUCCCGGCACUGGAAAGACCAGUCUGGCCCGAUCAGUGGCGGCUUCCCUUGGACGCAAGUUCCACCGCAUCUCUCUGGGUGGCGUCCGUGACGAGGCCGAGAUCCGCGGCCACCGCCGCACCUACGUUGCCGCCAUGCCCGGGCUCGUCGUCAAUGGGCUGAAGAAAGUUGGUGUCGCGAACCCGGUUUUCUUGCUUGACGAGAUCGACAAGGUUGGUGGCUCCAACUUCCAGGGGGAUCCUUCUGCGGCCAUGUUGGAAGUGUUGGACCCUGAGCAGAACAACUCGUUUAUCGAUCACUACAUCAACAUUCCGAUUGAUUUGAGCAAGGUACUCUUUAUUGCCACUGCCAACUCUCUCGAUACGAUCCCGGCCCCCUUGCUUGACCGUAUGGAGACCAUUCAGCUAUCCGGAUACACCACCGUUGAGAAGAGACAUAUUGCCAAGCGCCACCUUAUCCCCAAGCAGAUUCGUUCCAACGGAUUAAGCGAAGGACAGGUCCUUAUGUCUGAUGAGGUCAUUGACAAGACCAUUACUUCUUACACUCGUGAAUCUGGUGUCCGUAAUCUGGAGCGUGAGAUUGGCUCGAUCUGCCGUCACAAGGCAGUCCAGUUCGCCGAUGCCGGUGACGCAAAUCGGCUGGAUGAGUAUAACCCUGUUGUUACUGUGGAUGAUCUGGAAGAUAUUUUGGGCAUCGAGCGCUUCGAGGAAGAAAUUGCCGAGAAGCACGGCCGGCCUGGCGUGGUCACGGGUCUCGUUGCCUACUCGUCUGGUGGUCAGGGAAGCAUUCUCUUCAUCGAGGUGGCCGAUAUGCCCGGCAACGGACGAGUUCAGCUCACCGGCAAGCUUGGUGACGUUCUGAAGGAGUCUGUUGAGGUGGCCCUCACCUGGGUCAAGGCCCACUCUUUCGAGUUGGGACUUACUCACGACCCCAAUGAAGAUGUCAUGAAGAACCGCAGCCUGCACGUUCACUGCCCAUCUGGCGCCAUCCCCAAGGACGGCCCGUCCGCUGGUCUAGCCCACACUGUCGCCCUCAUCUCCCUUUUCUCGAAUAAACCCGUUCCCCCUCAGAUCGCCAUGACUGGUGAGGUUUCCCUCCGUGGUCGCGUGAUGCCUGUUGGCGGAAUCAAGGAGAAGCUCAUCGGUGCCUUGCGCGCCGGUGUUAAGACUGUCCUUCUGCCUUACCCCAAUCGCAAGGAUGUCAAGGAUGUCCCUCAGGAGGUUCACGAUGGUUUAGAAAUCAUCUACGUGCAGCAUAUCUGGGAGGCACUCGGCAAGAUCUGGCCGGAUGCUCACUGGCCCGGCCAGCACCAUAUGAAUUUCGUCGAGAGCCGCUUGUAG
Molecule: messenger RNA, 2757 nt
Organism: Penicillium maclennaniae
Lineage: Eukaryota; Fungi; Ascomycota; Eurotiomycetes; Eurotiales; Aspergillaceae
Product: putative LON domain serine protease
Exons: 4
Coding region: 1-2757 (918 amino acids)
Biological process (GO): protein processing; protein catabolic process; protein targeting to peroxisome
Cellular component (GO): peroxisomal matrix
Molecular function (GO): ATP binding; ATP-dependent peptidase activity; ATP hydrolysis activity
Source: RefSeq, a predicted model, not a curated record